AUGUUCAACACCUCUCUGCGCCGAGUGGCGCGCACCUGCACGAAUGCCCCAUCGGUACCCUCUCGCCCGUCUACGCCUACGAUAGCGUCCUUCACCUCGAACGCUCACCAGCGGCGGCAUUCUUCUUCGAAGCCACCCGUACCGCCGAACAAUGGCUCCUCAGCAAUCCCAGCAGCCUCCGUGAAACAGGUCGGGGCUCCCCGAUCUGAGUCGAAGCGACCGGGCGCCGAGUCGCGCCUCUCGAAGAAAAGGUCCUCCAAGGACAAGGCCGACAACAAGGAAGCCCAAGAUGACUGGACUUCAAAACUACCAGCUGUGCCUAGCUUGCAGCACUUGAACCCAAAAGAUGUCUACGUUGCCUCCUUCUUCUCAACCCAUCGACCCAUGUCCAUCACCGGACCUCUACCUCCCGAGGCGUCCAUAGAAGCAGUCGACAAAAUCUUCCAGCCCAAGCCGAAAUCGAGGACACGCGCCCCCUCUCAAGAUGUUAUCUACACCCUUGCGGCGGCGGUGGAAACCCUGGACGAGCAUAUUGCCCAAAAGCAAGCCGAUCAACCUUCACAAAACGCCGCCGAACAGAAGGCGGCUCUGAUCAAGGCUCUCAUGCAGCGCAAUGAGAGCCCGGCUGACCCUAAUCGAACACAUCAUCUCGACGGCGCACCGCAAACUGUCCAGGUCGCGGGGGGCAAUAUUAAACUAGUCAUCCAAGAAAUCCAACGAAGAUUUCGGCCAUUCAAUGUUCCCCCCGCGCCUCGACCCAUCAGCGAUGCCGAGAUCGACGCGAGCGAAGAGCAUGCUGCAGCCCAAGCAGAGAAGGCCGAGGAAUUACAAGCCAAAACUCUUGAGGUGGAGAUCGAACAACAAGAUUACAAUGACCCAUAUAUUCAACAGGUGGUAAUCAGCGUCCCUCGAGACCCGGCCCAUUUGCAAAAUGAGGGCUUUUUCACCAGCCGCGGUACCCCCAUCAUGGAAAUCGAGAAGCCAGACGCCUCGUCUUCCCUGCGAGAGAUUGAACAACAACCACCCUUGGGACGGGGCAAAAUCAUCGGCCACCGAAGGCAGGUCGGCUCUAUUCCAGGCCGGAGAAGAGAAGGAAUGUAUGCGAUUAGUGUCAAGAGACAAAGGCGCUUGAAAAUGAAGAAGCACAAGUACAAGAAGUUGAUGCGCAAGACGAGGAACUUGAGGAGGAAGUUGGGGCAAAUAUAG
Messenger RNA from Fonsecaea erecta, 1206 nucleotides. RefSeq lists its product as hypothetical. NCBI's taxonomy places the organism in Eukaryota, Fungi, Ascomycota, Eurotiomycetes, Chaetothyriales, Herpotrichiellaceae. Gene Ontology annotation, cellular component: mitochondrion. Gene Ontology annotation, biological process: mRNA processing. The transcript has 2 exons. Bases 1 to 1206 code for a protein of 401 amino acids. The record is from RefSeq and is a predicted model, not a curated record.